Molecule: messenger RNA, 2836 nt
Organism: Scomber scombrus (Atlantic mackerel)
Lineage: Eukaryota; Metazoa; Chordata; Actinopteri; Scombriformes; Scombridae
Gene: tab3
Product: TGF-beta activated kinase 1 (MAP3K7) binding protein 3
Exons: 7
Coding region: 210-2075 (621 amino acids)
Cellular component (GO): extracellular exosome
Molecular function (GO): ubiquitin binding
Source: RefSeq, a predicted model, not a curated record
CCCCUCUGCAGCUCAGCGGCCUGACGGAACUACAAGUUAUACAGCCAAGGCAAAUAACUGGCUAACCCCGGCGCAGCAAAUCCCAGACAUCACAGCUAUCCGCUAUGGUCCGAGACAUGAAGAAGACUCGUAUUAUACGGGGAUGAGACGAGAGCUGGUGUUUCAGCGUUUGCAGCUCCGGGCUUGUUGACUCUCUGUGUGGGCUCAGGAUGGCGCAGGGAGGCUCUCAGCUCGACUACCACAUCCUGCAGGACCUCAAGCAGCGUUUCCCGGAGAUCCCAGAAGUGGUAGUGUCACAGUACCUUCUGCAGAACAAUAAUAACCUGGAUCUCUGCUGCCACCUGUUGGCUCAGGAGAGUAACAGAUACCUGUAUGAAGAGUUUCAGCAUAGUCCAGAGGAGGGGCGGCUGGGUCGAAACCACAUGCUUCACAUUAGCCUUGGAUUGCCAGGCUCAGACGCAAGCAAGGCAACUGGAGGCACAGCAGGAGUCGGACGCUCUCUAGUGCACAGCACCAGUGACAGUCACAUUGAACCCCAGCGACCUAGUUACCCUGAGCCGAUGUCAGCCCCCGCCACCAUGGCCCCCUCCCCAGGCUACAAUCCUUUUUUCAUGAACGAUCAGAGUCGCUCGGCCAGCACUCCCACACCUCCACCCACAAUGUCGGGCAUGUCCCCCACAUACUCACCCGUCCAACGCUAUACUAUGAACCCUAUAACAGUCACACUUUCACAGAGUAUACCCAAUGUUGCGCAGGCUCUGCAGAUCCCUCCUGGGCUCUACCCUAACAGCAACACCACCCUGUAUAUUCGACCCUCACCCUCCCAGAGCCCACAGCCAGCACCCUGGCCCUCCUCAGGGACACCUGUGUAUCAGCAUCAGCAGUCCCCUUACAGUACUCCCACAUAUGUCUCGCCUUACAGCUCCCCGCAGCAUCAGGUCCAGCCACAACCCCAGCCGCAACCCCAACACCAGCAAUAUGUCUUCCUUCCUAUUAACUCCCCGACCGUUCCCAGCAUGUCCUACCACCCCCAGCAACAACCCCAGCAACAGCAAGCUGCUUACAGGCCCUACCACACAAAAGGGCCCCUCAAGAACCAGAUAGAGAUUACCUUAGAGGGUCCACGACCUCGCAGCAACUCUCCUGUGCAUACCAGCCACACCCCGGGAGCGCUCUACAUGGCCACCAGCCCCUCACCCAGCUCCCCAUCAAGGGUCAUCACUAUGAGUGCAACUCCAGGCCCGCCAGCUUUCCACCCUGGGAUGUAUCUGCAGCACCAGGGUCCUGCAAGGCCUCUGCCUGCUUCCUCUCCUCAACCAGGCCAGUCGGCUUACACAUUCAAAAUCAAGGUAUCCCCAGGAGGCCAGGUCCAGAAGCCACCCAGCUCACCCCCUGUUGGUGAGACAGAGUCGCUUCUCAACAUAGUAGACCAAGGGGAGCACAGUGCUGCCCCUCCACCCAUCCUGCCCAUCUCUGCUCUACCAGGGAAUGUCACCAGUCAAUUUCAGCAAAUGCCCCGACGUUCAAGCUCAGGCUCUGAUGACUAUGCCUACACACAAGCUCUCCUGCUCCACCAGCGGGCCAGGAUGGAGCGUCUAAUGAAGGAGCUGCUGCUAGAGAGGCAGAAACUAGAGCAGCUGAAGGCCGAAGUCAACAACAUGGAAUAUGACGCCCUUCAAAGGCGCUUUCGACGAGUCAACUCCACCAGUCUUAUUCCAAGACCUGAAGAGAUGACCCGAUUGCGAAGUCUGAACAGGCAGCUUCAGAUUGAUAUCAACUGUACCCUAAAGGAGACAGAUCUACUGCAGUCUAGAGGGAAGUUUGACCCAAAAGCAAUGAACAAUUUUUAUGACAACAUUCAGCCUGGUCCCGUGGUGCCGCCCAAACCGGGGAAGAAAGGUGAGAAUUUUCCAAAAGCAGGACAUAAAAAAGGAGAACAGGGCUCCAAGCCAGUCCCGGGGCCCCAGAGGGACGAGGACUUUGAAGGAGCCCAGUGGAACUGUGAAAGCUGCACCUUCCUUAACCACCCUGCACUCAACCGCUGUGAACAGUGCGAGAUGCCGCGCUACACCUGAGCUUAGUGUUGCACUGUAAUGCCAACCCCUGCCCAGUCCCCUGCCAAUCCUUGGAUAGUAUAAGCCCCCAGAAUCUGCAGCUCCAAGCAGAUUUUUUUUGCCUAUGUCUAGAGAUCUUCCCCCUGUCAAUCAAUAUAUAAGCCCCUCUUACCUGCUGAGGAAGAGCCACUAUCCCUCCUUGACCACUUGUCCUACUCCCAUCUACUACUCCUGUGCACUUUGACCCUUGUUUCCAUCGGCGGAUAAUUACUCUUUUUCAGGACAGUUGGAGACUCUUCUCUUGGCAAAUGAUCAAGAGAAGAAGUGACAUGCUGCGAUUCUGGCAGUGGGUGGGACCGGGGCUUCAGAAAGGUCAAAGCAAAUGAGGAUGAAGGAUGAAAGAGGAGGAGCUACGGUUUAUCUAGCGAACAUUCCAUGCAGAACGAGUGACUGCCCUGUUUACACAACUGCGCCCAUUCCUGAACUCAAAAUGGAGGCACUUCCACUUUAAUCCAGGAACCGUAACUCCCUCUCUGACAGUGGAAUAAUGAAAUCAAUGAUAUAUAAAGUCUGACUAAUGCGAAAUGUAGACUGUACACUGUAUCUGGCUCUGUAUUAGAGCUCUUUUCACUGAAAGAAGAACACUAAAGACACUUGCAUAUGAGUAUAUUCCUGGUACUUUUAUGCAUAUUAAGCCACCCUGUAUUACGUGUUCAAAAGAUGUUGAUUUCCUGUGCAAAAGCCUCAACUUGCUGUAUGUAAUAAAGGAGCUGAUUCUAUGU